UGUUCUCCCUGGUAACCGAAUCCAGUCAGAGCGGAGACGUUAGCGCUCAUAUUCGUUUCAGCUGUGGUGAGUCCGUCGCAGGACGCAUAAUUGACAGACAUGGACAUGUCUGGGAACUCCCAUAAGAAACAGAAACUGAGCAACGUGCCUGAAAACUGGGGGAUGCAGAGGGCAACCAACGUCACCUAUCAGGCCCAUCACGUGAGCCGAAACAAACGUGGGCAGGCCGUCGGCACGAGAGGAGGAUUCCGUGGUUGCACCGUGUGGCUUACGGGCCUGUCUGGCGCAGGGAAGACGACAGUCAGCAUGGCACUGGAAGAGCACCUGGUGUGUCACGGGAUCCCGUGCUACACAUUGGAUGGGGACAAUAUCCGACAGGGCCUGAACAAGAACCUGGGCUUCAGUCCGGAAGACCGUGAGGAGAACAUCCGACGCAUUGCCGAGGUGGCCAAGCUGUUCGCUGACGCCGGCCUGGUGUGCAUCGCGAGCUUCAUCUCACCGUACAGCAGGGACCGCCUGAAUGCCAGGAAGAUCCACGAGGCAGCAGGUCUGCCCUUCUUUGAGGUGUUUGUGGACGCACCGCUGGACGUAUGUGAGCAGAGAGACGUGAAGGGCCUGUACAAGCGCGCUAGAGCCGGCGAGAUCAGAGGGUUCACAGGGAUCGACUCUGAGUACGAGAAGCCCGAGUCACCAGAGCUGGUGCUGAAGACAGACUCGUGCAGCGUGAAUGAAUGCAUCCAACAGCUACUGGACCUCCUGCAGGAGAGGGACAUCGUACCUGUUGACGCUUCGUAUGAGGUCAAGGAGCUUUAUGUGCCUGAGAACAAGCUCGACUUGGCCAAGGCGGACGCGGAGACCCUGCCUGCUGUCGAAAUUGGCAAGGUGGACAUGCAGUGGGUCCAGGUGCUGGCUGAGGGUUGGGCCACGCCACUCAAUGGCUUUAUGAGAGAGCGGGAGUACCUGCAGUGUCUGCAUUUCGACUGCCUGCUGGACGGAGGGGUUAUUAACAUGUCUGUGCCGGUGGUCCUGCCCGUCUCGACCGCAGACAAGGCGCGUCUAGACGGCUGCACGGCGUUGGCGUUGGCCUACGGAGGCCAGCGGGUGGCCAUCCUGCGGAACCCAGAGUUCUACGAACAUCGCAAGGAAGAGCGUUGUGCGAGGCAGUGGGGCACCACCUGCAGGGAGCACCCCUACAUCAAGAUGGUAAUGGAGAGUGGCGACUGGCUGGUGGGAGGGGACUUGCAGGUUUUGGAGCGAAUCUACUGGAAUGAUGGUCUGGAUGCGUACCGUCUCUCCCCCACGGAGCUCCGACACAAGUUCAAAGAGCUGAAUGCAGACGCCGUGUUUGCAUUCCAGCUGCGGAACCCCGUCCACAACGGGCAUGCGUUGCUGAUGCAGGACACGCAGCGGCGCCUGGUGGAGCGGGGCUACCGCCGCCCCGUGCUGCUGCUGCACCCGCUGGGCGGCUGGACCAAGGAUGACGAUGUGCCGCUGGGCUGGCGCAUGCGUCAGCACGCCGCCGUGCUGGAGGAGGGUGUGCUAGAGCCUGCCUCCACCAUCGUGGCCAUCUUCCCCUCGCCCAUGAUGUACGCCGGCCCCACUGAGGUGCAGUGGCAUUGCCGAGCUCGCAUGGUUGCAGGAGUAAAUUUUUACAUCGUGGGCCGAGACCCAGCCGGCAUGCCCCACCCAGCUACGGGUACAGACCUGUAUGAGCCCAGUCACGGAGCCAAAGUGCUCAGCAUGGCUCCCGGACUCAUUUCCCUGGAGGUGGUACCUUUCAAAGUGGCAGCCUACAACAAGGUUAAGAAGGCCAUGGACUUCUAUGACCCCAAAAACCACCAGGACUACGACUUCAUCUCAGGCACGCGCAUGAGGAAGAUGGCCAGAGAGGGCCAGAACCCUCCGGACGGCUUCAUGGCGCCCAAAGCCUGGGCGGUGCUUAAGGAGUAUUACAAGUCUCUGGAGAAGGAGUAAGGCACGGCGCGGAGGAGGAGCUUGGCUGGCGGAUGUUUGGGUUCCGGUAAAGCAACAAAGAAAAAACAAACAAACAAAAAAAGCCCCAAGAGGAACAGCAAGUGGGUGAAGAGACAGUGGUUGAAACUGGGACCACUCGGCUGAAAUAAAUAAUGAUGCUAAAAUAAAAAAAAAAACAUACAAAAAAAUCAGUUUUGCUGCAAGUUGUGUAUGGAAUUGUCUUGUUUUGUAACGCGUACACCUCUGGCUCAUAGUUAGUGUCUCUCUUUGAACUUUUCAGUCUUGAGAGGUUGCUUAUGUACUGUAUUUUUAACUCAAGUUGAUUCCAAGAGGCAAAUUUAUAUCAAGUUUUAAAAGUGGUUUAGCCGCAGCAUAGUGCAGGGCAUCUUGGCCCUGGUGGGUUGUCUGUCCUGCUCAGGCUGUUUAACGCUGCAGCCAGGACGAGCACUUGCUGAAGGAGAGGAGACCUGCCAAAGAGAAUUAAACCUGUCAGUAAUUCUAACUAUGCUGUCACACUGUCAACCAAUGCAUUUUAUCAUUGUACUGUGACUUGUCACAAAUCUCCCUAAUUUUCACAAAUACUGUGACUAAAUUUACUGCUGUUAUAAGAAGUCUAUCUUUUAAUUUUUUUUUGUAUUUUUAAAUCUGAGUCAGCAUUUCGUUAUAACCACAGUAAGAAACAUUAGUCUCUUCUAGCUAGUAAGAAAUGACUAUCAAAUGUUUAGAAGAAAAUCAGUCAGCCAAAAGUGAUUGCUAAUAGGAUGCCCUUUAAUAUCGUUUCUUGAAAUUGGGCCAAGUUGCCUUAAUUACAAAACGUAUGAAAGGGUUGGACAAACCAGGCUGAGACAUGUGCCUGGACUUGGACAGCUGGUUGCCCAUCAUUCAAACCUCAGAUCAGUACCUGUGUGUCCCUUGCAUCAUGGGAGUACCAAACCUUUCUCUGUGUGGUCCAAGCCUAAGUGGAGUGGAAGUGUGUCUAAUGAUCUGAACUCAAACCUUGAGGUCCAUCAGCUCAAUUCAGAUGACCAACAAAUCUUUACCCAGAUUACCAAUAUUACAGAUCUGUUACAUUACAGAUCAGCCUGUUACAUUUAUCUGUUAAAUAAGUGCAGUUUUUAAUUCUUUUUAUUUGGCUUGUGUAUAGAGUUUUGACACACUGGUGUUAUUCCUGGUUAAACCAUAGAUCAUGUCAUGUGGGUUAUUUUGAAUACUCAAGUCUUUAUUGAAGUGUUUUGAGAGGUUAGUCAGUGUGUGUAGGUUAGGUAUUUGGUUUCUAAGUUGUCAUUUUUGUGCUUUUAUCAUUUGUUGCUACAUUGUCUCCAAUAAACCGUUCUGAUGAACCAUUCCGAUAA
Electrophorus electricus (electric eel) is the source of this 3326-nucleotide messenger RNA. It is a transcript of the gene papss1, whose product is annotated as 3'-phosphoadenosine 5'-phosphosulfate synthase 1. Gene Ontology annotation, molecular function: adenylylsulfate kinase activity; sulfate adenylyltransferase (ATP) activity; ATP binding. Gene Ontology annotation, biological process: sulfate assimilation; 3'-phosphoadenosine 5'-phosphosulfate biosynthetic process. The record is from RefSeq and is a predicted model, not a curated record. Lineage: Eukaryota; Metazoa; Chordata; Actinopteri; Gymnotiformes; Gymnotidae.